AUGGCAACAGAGCUCCUCUCGUUCUCCUCCGCUGCCUCUUCCAUUAAGGCGGUCAGGGAAACUAUGAAGCAGAGAGAGAGGCUGGAGGAGAAAUGGGCCCAAACUGGAUGGAGAAUAGAGCAGAAGUAUGGAAACAAGGUGCUGGUAGGAAACUGGGCAGAAGACAGACUCCAGUUCACUCGGGAGCCAAAGACGGCCGAGAGCACCAAUCGCGCAGACUACCGGCCCCACUGGGACUCCAGGCCAGACGCUUCCCAGAGAGGAUGUGCCCUGCUGAGAGCUGAGCAAAGGCCGAUGCACAUUGUCUUCCAGGAGCUUCCAUCCAAGCAGCUGUUUGGCCUUCGCCUUCCAGCAUCCUCUCAUCACUUGGUCACACAGUAUGAAGACAGCUACAGGAGGGAGAGCAACAACACUUUGCCCUCUCUGCAACCCUGGAGUCCAGGAGGCUCCACGAGGUCAGAUCGGCCGAUUCCUGACCCCCCCACCGACUCUGGCUGUCCGCGGUCUGCGAGGCGUCGUUUGGAAAAGCAGCCGUCGCCCCUCCCGUCAGUGACUGUGUACAGGUCAGCCUACCAGAGUCACCCACUUAGCGCCUUCUGCCAGAGCCGCUUUGCCAGGGCCUCCCGUGCGCUCUCCAGCCAUCUCCACGCGACCAAUCACAACAACAAGGACCUGGAUCUGAGGCGUCGCUCGCUGCUGCAAGUCCCCGAUCAUCGUUGA
Molecule: messenger RNA, 720 nt
Organism: Limanda limanda (common dab)
Lineage: Eukaryota; Metazoa; Chordata; Actinopteri; Pleuronectiformes; Pleuronectidae
Gene: cfap107
Product: cilia and flagella associated protein 107
Exons: 5
Coding region: 1-720 (239 amino acids)
Source: RefSeq, a predicted model, not a curated record